Messenger RNA from Capsaspora owczarzaki ATCC 30864, 1456 nucleotides. Its product is annotated as UV excision repair protein Rad23. Gene Ontology annotation, biological process: nucleotide-excision repair; proteasome-mediated ubiquitin-dependent protein catabolic process. The transcript is spliced from 5 exons. Gene Ontology annotation, cellular component: cytosol; nucleoplasm. Gene Ontology annotation, molecular function: ubiquitin binding; polyubiquitin modification-dependent protein binding; damaged DNA binding. NCBI's taxonomy places the organism in Eukaryota, Filasterea, Ministeriida, Capsasporidae. The record is from RefSeq and is a predicted model, not a curated record. The coding region runs from base 66 to 1223 and encodes 385 amino acids.
CUACUUCCCUAAUCAAGUCCAAUGCAUUGCAUUUCAGUCCACUUUUUUUUUUGUCAUAGUUCACAAUGCGCAUCACAGUCAAAACGCUGCAGCAAACGCAGUUCGCCAUCGACGUUGCCGAGACUGACUCUGUCGUCGAUUUCAAGACCAAGAUUGAGGCCGCACAGGGCGCUGGUUACCCCGUCGCAGGCCAGAAGCUCAUUCACUCUGGCCAUGUUCUCGCUGAUGACAAGUCCAUUGCCGACUACAACAUGAAGGAAAACGACUUUGUCGUCGUCAUGGUCACAAAGCCAAAGGCCGCUCCCGCCGCCGCCCCUGCCCCUGCCCCUGUGGCCGCUGCACCUGCUCCUGCCCCCGUGGCCGCACCUGCUCCUGCCCCAGUCGCCGCACCCGCACCCGCACCCGCUCCCGUCGCCGCCCCUGCUCCCGCCACUGAAGCCCCCGCCGCCGCCGCCGCCGCCCAAGAAGCCGCUGUCGGCGCAAACGCCCUGGUGGUCGACGAAGACCAGGAGCGCGUCAUUCUCCAGCUGAUGGAGUUUGGCUUUGAGCGCGACCAGGUCGUCCGUGCGCUGCGUGCCGCCUUCAACAACCCCGACCGCGCUGCCGAGUACCUGUUCAACGGCAUCCCGCGCCACGUCGAGCAAGCCCUUGCCCAACAGAUUGGCGGUGGUGCUCACCAGCAACAACAGCCACAACAGCCCCAAGCGCAGCAACAGCAACAGGGCCAACCCACUCAAACCCAGGCCCCUGCGCCUGCUCAGCUCGGUGGCGAUCUCUUCGCAGGAGACUACGAAGACGAAGGCGACGAGGGUGAGGAUGAGGAUGCUGACGGCCCCAACCCGCUCGAGUUCCUCCGCUCCCAGCCCCAGUUUGACCAGCUCCGCCAGCUCGUCCAGCAAAACCCCAACUUGCUUCCCCCGCUUCUCGCCCAGAUCGGCCAAGCCAACCCACAGCUUCUCCAAGCGAUUGAUCAGCACCCCCAGGCCUUCCUGCGGCUAUUGCAAGAGCCUGCAGGCGGUGCUCCCGGUGCCGGCCAGAACGUGAUUCGCGUCACGCAAGAAGAGCACGAAGCCAUUGCACGCCUUGAGGCUCUGGGCUUCUCGCACCACCGCGUGAUUGAGGCAUACUUUGCCUGCGACAAGAACGAGAACCUGGCCGCCAACCUUCUGUUCGAGCAGCCGCCGGAAGAAGAGGAGGACCAGCAGCAGCAACCCCAACAAUAGCUCGGUGCUGUGCAUUCGUUUUGAUAAAACCCUGCCUUGAAAAAACAACAAAACAAAAAAAUGUUUGCUGGUUUUCUUUGUUUUUAAAAACAAGAAUGGCUUCGUCCUCGUUUUGUUUUGUCGUUUUCAAUGGUCGUUGCUGUUUGUUGCGUUGUAUUUGAAAACAAUUCUACCUCCUUCAUGUUGUAUCGCAUCAAUCCUGUAAAUCAAGCACAACCAACUCGUACAAUCGC